Messenger RNA from Trichoderma atroviride IMI 206040, 1266 nucleotides. RefSeq lists its product as uncharacterized. NCBI's taxonomy places the organism in Eukaryota, Fungi, Ascomycota, Sordariomycetes, Hypocreales, Hypocreaceae. Gene Ontology annotation, biological process: medium-chain fatty acid catabolic process; medium-chain fatty acid biosynthetic process. Gene Ontology annotation, molecular function: acetylesterase activity; monoacylglycerol lipase activity. The record is from RefSeq and is a predicted model, not a curated record.
AUGGAGUGGAUUGGCAAAGCCAAGAUCGAGUUCACUCAUGCGCCCACGCCGAGGACAAUCAAGCAAAGGGAUGGCAGCGAGACGGAUCUCCUCAAGAUUUGCGAGGCCAGCACGCCGCCCUGCUACAUGAACCCGCUGUUGUUCAAUGGCCAUGUGCAGACGAUGUGGACGGCGACAAAACCACAUGGACCGGCAGUUUACUAUAAACGCAAGAUCUUCCAGGCCGAGCAUGACGCUUAUCACGGAUCGUUUGCCGUUGACUUCGUCGUUGAGUGUCAUGAUGGUCGAAGUGAAGACUUGCCGCCCCGUACCGCUUACUACUCUGAUGAAGAAUUUGCGAGUAUAGGCUCUGAUGAUAGCAAGCCAAUGCUGAUAGCGCUGCACGGUCUUUCUGGCGGUUCUCAUGAAGUUUACUUGAGGCAUACAAUUGCCCCUCUUCCCGAACAGGGGUGGGAGAUUUGCGUGGUGAACUCUCGAGGUUGCGCAGGCAGCAAGAUCACCAGUGGCAUCUUAUACAACGCACGCGCAACAUGGGAUAUGCGCCAGAUAGUCAGGUGGCUUAGGAAGACGUUUCCAAACCGUCCGCUAUUUGGCAUUGGGUUUUCACUCGGUGCCAAUAUUUUGACCAACUACUGUGGCGAGGAGGGCUCGGAUUGUGUGCUUAAAGGUGCCAUUGCUUGCUCAAAUCCCUUCAAUCUGGACGUCGCCAGCAAGACCAUGGCAAGCACUUUGAUCGGCAAAGAAGUUUACCUCCGCGUCAUGGGAACUACGAUGAAAGCUCUGAUUGAGAGACAUAAAAAGGAACUCAAGCAGUAUUCUAACUUGGAUCUGGCUGCCAUUGCCAAUACAACCUACUUGAAUGAGUUUGACCGGGAAAUCCAAUGCCCAACGUGGGGAUACCCGACUGAAUCUGCUUAUUAUCGAGAUGCUUCAUCGUCUGAUGCCAUCCUCUCAAUCAAGAUACCUUUCUUGGCCAUUUCCGCCAUUGAUGAUCCCAUUGCGGUCAAAGAAGCAAUCCCAUUCGAAGAAUUCCGCCAGAACCCCAACACAAUUCUAACCACAACAUCCCUCGGUGGCCACUUAUGCUGGUUCGAAACAGGUGGAACUCGCUGGCUCACUCGCCCGGUGUGCAAUUUCUUCAACCAUUUGGCGUUCAAAGCUGACCUUGACGAUUUAAUGCCCAUGGAGUAUCCCCCUAAAAACAAAGCAUUUGCGGGCUCCGACUAUAAUCCAAUGAGGCGUAAAAUGAAUAUCGUGCGGAGUUAG